Vidua macroura (Pin-tailed whydah) is the source of this 2394-nucleotide messenger RNA. It is a transcript of the gene UROC1, whose product is annotated as urocanate hydratase 1. NCBI's taxonomy places the organism in Eukaryota, Metazoa, Chordata, Aves, Passeriformes, Viduidae. Bases 175 to 2295 code for a protein of 706 amino acids. Gene Ontology annotation, biological process: L-histidine catabolic process. Gene Ontology annotation, molecular function: urocanate hydratase activity. The transcript has 20 exons. The record is from RefSeq and is a predicted model, not a curated record.
GCCUGACAGCCCCGGUUGCAAAAGCCAGAGGACAAUCUGUCCUCUUGGAGACCCCCCUGGAGUGGUGGCACAUUUGAAUCGUGCAGCAUCUUGCUUUCCUGCACCCUUGUACCUCCCUUUCCUCACACCUCUCCAGUUUGCCUUGCCUUUCCUCCUCCUAUUUCCUCAGCAGCUAUGACCAGCCUGAAGGAAAUCUGUCGUGGCCUUCCUCUAAACCCUCUGCCUGAAAACAAAGGUCGGAGAAAAGGAAUACCCCAUGCACCCGUGAGAACACCCAAUCUCACUGCUCAGGAGAAAAAGCUGGCUCUGCACAAUGCCUUGCGUUAUUUCCCACCUGAAAUCCAAAAGAAGCUGGCGCUGGAAUUUGCUGAAGAGCUCAGACUGUAUGGCCACAUCUAUAUGUACAGAUUCUGCCCGGAUAUUGAGAUGAGAGCGUACCCCAUAGGAGAAUACCCUUGCAAGACCAAAUCAGCUGCUGCCAUCAUGCUGAUGAUCAUGAAUAAUCUGGAUCCCUCUGUGGCUCAGUUUCCUCAGGAGCUCGUCACUUAUGGAGGAAAUGGGCAGGUCUUCAGCAACUGGGCACAGUUCUGGCUGGUAAUGCACUAUUUGUCAGAGAUGACAGAAGAGCAAACACUGGUGAUGUACAGUGGGCAUCCCCUGGGGCUCUUCCCCAGCCCCCAGCGUGCUCCUCGGUUAAUCAUUACCAAUGGCAUGGUUAUUCCCAACUAUUCCUCCAGAGAUGAAUAUGAGAAGAUGUUUGCUCUGGGUGUAACAAUGUAUGGCCAGAUGACUGCAGGCAGCUACUGCUACAUUGGGCCUCAGGGAAUAGUCCAUGGGACCGUGCUCACAGUGCUCAACGCAGGCCGUCGGUACUUGAAGGCAGAGGACCUGUCUGGGAAGGUGUUUGUCACUUCUGGCCUCGGAGGGAUGAGCGGAGCCCAGGCCAAGGCUGCAGUCAUUGCUGGCUGUGUGGGGGUCAUUGCAGAGGUUGAUGAAGCAGCACUUCUGAAACGUCACAAGCAGGGAUGGCUGAUGGAAAUCUCUAACAACCUGGACCACUGCAUUGCUCGCCUUAGAGAGGCAAGAAAGAAUAAAAUUGCCCUCAGUUUGGGUUACCAUGGGAAUGUGGUAGAUCUGUGGGAGAGGUUGGUGCAUGAGCUGGACACAACAGGAGAGCUGCUGGUUGACCUGGGCUCUGACCAGACUUCCUGCCACAACCCAUUCAGCGGGGGGUACUACCCAGUACAGCUGGGCUUUGAGGAGGGAAAGCAGCUCCUCUCCUCCAACCCAGGGAAGUUCCGGACACUGGUACAAGAGAGUCUGAAGAGGCAUGUGGCUGCUAUUAACAAGCUAGCUGAUAAAGGCAUGUUUUUCUGGGAUUAUGGCAACGCUUUUCUCUUGGAAGCUCAGAGAGCUGGUGCUGAUGUUGCAAAAAAAGGAGCAAAUAAAACAGAAUUUCGAUAUCCUUCCUAUGUUCAGCACAUCAUGGGGGACAUUUUUUCCCUGGGAUUUGGGCCAUUCCGCUGGGUUUGUACCUCAGGUGACCCACAGGACCUUGCUACAACUGACUCCAUUGCCAUGUCAGUGCUGGAAGACUCCAUACGCCAGGGAGUGAGCACAUCUGUGAAGCAGCAGUACCACGACAACAUCCGCUGGAUUCGGGAAGCCGGCAGGCACAGCUUGGUCGUUGGCUCUCAAGCCAGAAUCUUAUAUUCUGAUCAGAAGGGUCGGGUGUCUAUAGCUGUGGCUAUCAAUCGAGCCAUUUCUGAAGGAAAGAUUAAGGCUCCAGUGGUCCUCAGCAGAGAUCACCACGAUGUGAGUGGGACUGACAGCCCUUUCAGGGAAACAUCCAACAUUUAUGAUGGAUCAGCCUUUUGUGCAGCCCCACUGAAGGUGUUGGAGGAAGGAGGGAGCAGCACAACACAAAAACGAGCGUGGCCCAUGAGUAGUAACACCUUUGCUCUCCUCCCAGACAUGGCAGUGCAGAACUUCGUGGGAGACUCGUUCAGAGGAGCCACCUGGGUCGCGCUGCACAACGGGGGUGGAGUUGGCUGGGGUGAAGUGAUCAAUGGGGGAUUUGGUCUGGUUUUGGAUGGGUCCAAGGAAGCUGAAGAACGAGCAAAGAUGAUGCUCAGCUGGGAUGUUUCCAAUGGAGUCGCCAGGCGCUGCUGGUCGGGAAAUGCCUUUGCUUACGAAACCAUCUGCCAAGCAAUGAAGGAGAAUGGCACACUGAGGGUGACUCUCCCUCACAAGGUGCUGGAUGAGAACAUCUUGGAGCAGGCUGUGAAACAUUAGUGGUACUCCAAGUGCAAUGCUGCUCCUGCAGAUAUAUUUGAAGUUCCUUCCUUGAUAUCCUGUUUUGCUCUCUGGCCAAAUGAUAAAAGCCUUGCAAAU